AUGACAUCAAGUCAAGAAGGUCAUGGGCUUGCUUCUAUAUCUUUAACACAUGUUUAUUUCAAUCCUUCAGAUAAAAUAUCAUAUGCCUUUGCUUAUAUUACAUUAUCUCCUAUUGCGAUACUUGUCUUUUAUGCUUCUGUUAUUGUCUCACGACGUGAAAUGGCAGGUAUAUUGAUGUUAGUAGGUCAAUUAACAAAUGAAGUUGUCAAUUAUAUCUUAAAAGAAACUAUUGAACAAGAAAGACCUUAUGCUCAUCUUGGUGAUGGAUAUGGUAUGCCUUCAAGUCAUUCACAAUUUAUUUGUAUUUAUCUUGGUUAUCAUACGUUAAAUCAAGUUUUGAUUGGAUCAUUCGUUGGUGCUUUAUUUGGUAUCGUUUGGUAUAAGUUUGUGAAUCUACUUCGUACAAUGAAUGUUAUUCAAUUUAUAUUAGACACAGCAAUUGCAAAAAAGUUAUAUUUAAAAGAUAUGAUUUACAUUGAUAAUGUUGCACGUUGGGAGUAUAAUGAAUGGUUAAAGGAAAGGAAGAAAAAAGAGAAUAAACAAUUAGAUUAA
This is a messenger RNA of Cokeromyces recurvatus, 552 nucleotides long. RefSeq lists its product as uncharacterized. Gene Ontology annotation, molecular function: dolichyldiphosphatase activity. The record is from RefSeq and is a predicted model, not a curated record. Gene Ontology annotation, biological process: lipid biosynthetic process; protein N-linked glycosylation. Lineage: Eukaryota; Fungi; Mucoromycota; Mucoromycetes; Mucorales; Mucoraceae. The transcript has 3 exons. Bases 1 to 552 code for a protein of 183 amino acids. Gene Ontology annotation, cellular component: endoplasmic reticulum membrane; intracellular membrane-bounded organelle.